AUGGACAGACCACGGCGCAUUGACGACCUUGCGGACGAAUUGAUCAGUCACAUCCUCUCAUUCAUCUUGGGAUCAGAGCCUUCCUCGAACGAUACCUCCCCUACGAACAGCCACGGUUCCGACGUGCCCAAUGGCAGCUCCAUCAGCGCGCAUGGUGAAACGUCCGACUUAGACCGAUUCAGACUGGUGUGUACAAGGUUCAGGCGCAUCGCCACUCCAUGGAAAUUCCCCCGUUUCGUCCUUCGCUUUUCGCGAGAUGGGUUUCGGAGGUUAGAGGACCUUCUGGACAUGCAGCUGGCCUGCCAUGUCAAAUCCUUCACGUACAUGGUGCGACCCUUUUACCAAGGAAGCGGUACCGUCUCUACUAAUUCGUUGAACUUGCACGGAAGUCAAGCUGACAAGUAUCUAGACUGGUCCUCUAUCUUGAAAGCGGUGGAAUCGCAAAACCUCGCAAUUUCACAAGUACAUAAGAGCCGGCGUGAAGACCAGGAAUACAUCAUCACUGGAGGCCAUGAUCUGCUACUCCUCCGCCGCGCUAUAUCUGCGUUCUCGUCUCUCCAGCAAAUCAAACUGCUUCGUUUACAGGAUGGGGCGGACGAGCAAUUGCGAGAUUAUAUACGUGAGCAAUCUUCAGCAGAGACUGUUUAUUUGGACUGGGAACCAGCUUGCACGCGGGCUGUCACAAGCCUAGCGACUUCUUUGUUAGAGUCAAACUGCAGUGCUAUUCGUUUCGUCGGGCCUCAGAUUAGCCCAGAGUCCGCAGCGAAGUUAGUGCAGACACCUUCGCUGACGCUAUCCACCUUAGGCGCUCGAUUGACGAGCUUAGAUGUCACCUUUCAUUCCUCCAAAGACAUGACGAGCAGCAUCAAAUCUGUCUCUAGCGUCUUCCAUGACCUUUUCGUAUCCGCAAAGAACCUGACUUCAAUAAAGCUAGGCUUUCGAGCCAAUGUACCUCUCGAUCUCUCGCUAGAACUUAUUUUCCACCGCCUACAGUGGAAAAGGCUCCGGGCUCUCAGCAUUCAGGGUUGGCGCUUAGAUUCGGGAGAGGUUAUUUCCCUGAUCCGCCGACACAGGAGACAACUACGCGAUAUCGCACUGACUGAUAUCUACCUUCGCAAUGGAGGCCGAUGGCGGGAUAUCCUGUCCGUCCUGCACGACGAAAUGGAUCAAGUAGAACGUAUUUAUCUACGAGACAUCGAUUACGCAGACCAUUUGGACUCGGACUCGCCAGAGACCAACGGUCAUGCCAGUACUUCCAGCACGGCGGUCCUCUCCGUCGUCCCCGAACCUACACUCGCCCUACCUCCUUACCAUGCAAGUUUCAAUGCGGAUUGCCCGCCUUUCUCUCCUUGCGGAAGCACCCGACGUUCAUUUUCCGAGACAACUCUGGAGCGGCUGAGAGCACUCACAGCGGAUGACCUGGGGGACAAUGCAGUGAGUGUGAGACGCGAGCAGAGGCUGCUCUGGGAGGCGUGGGUACUCUCCAGCCCCCGAAACAUGUUACGACGACGGCAAUAG
Messenger RNA from Aspergillus bombycis, 1518 nucleotides. Its product is annotated as F-box domain protein. The record is from RefSeq and is a predicted model, not a curated record. NCBI's taxonomy places the organism in Eukaryota, Fungi, Ascomycota, Eurotiomycetes, Eurotiales, Aspergillaceae. Bases 1 to 1518 code for a protein of 505 amino acids. The transcript has a single exon.